AUGCCUUGCAUCAAAAUCCACUCUUUUGUUCUCGCACAAAAUAAUUUAUUAGCUUUUCUAAACCUUCCUACAAGCCUUGUCCACUCUUGGCUGAACAUUUUUGAAUAAAAACAUCCAAAUCUAAUUCGCUAUGAACUCCUGUUUCUUAUAUUAUUGUAUUGGCAUCCAAAGCUUCUUCGAGGUCAAACUUAUUAAACAAAACAAGUACUACAGAUUCAGAGUAUCUCAUUUCAUUGCUAAUUCUGGUUAGAUCUUCCUUAACUCUCCACAUAUUUUAAAUAUCUGUAGAAUCUAUAACAUAAAUUACAGCAUCUGCUUCUGUGA
Messenger RNA from Tetrahymena thermophila SB210, 324 nucleotides. RefSeq lists its product as hypothetical. The record is from RefSeq and is a predicted model, not a curated record. The transcript has a single exon. NCBI's taxonomy places the organism in Eukaryota, Ciliophora, Oligohymenophorea, Hymenostomatida, Tetrahymenidae.